This is a messenger RNA of Polypterus senegalus (gray bichir), 2413 nucleotides long. RefSeq names its product tectonic-3-like. The record is from RefSeq and is a predicted model, not a curated record. The coding region runs from base 734 to 2311 and encodes 525 amino acids. The transcript has 14 exons. Lineage: Eukaryota; Metazoa; Chordata; Cladistia; Polypteriformes; Polypteridae. Gene Ontology annotation, biological process: cilium assembly; smoothened signaling pathway.
CUUAUUUCAAGUAGGAAGUGUCACUCAGGCGCUUUUCAAUUCAUUGCCAUUUAUUUUGGUCAAGUGCUCUUCACUGAGUGCCGGUGCCGGGCGCUGUGACAGGCUCUCUGAUAAAAUAAUAAAGUAUAAAUGUUACUAAUCAUUAAACACCGAAUUAGUGCCCAUAAAGACACAGAUUUGUUAAAACACACAGGAGACAAAGCAGAAGCGGAUUAGCAUACAUGGAAACCAACACUAGGUGCCCAUUAAUGAAGUGGGGGACAACGGCAGGUGACAGCGGAGGAGAGGAAAGUAAAAACUCCAGAGAGCAAAAUCAUUGGGGAAAGAAAGAAACCUCUGGAGGGUCCACAGUCGGCUAGAAGAGAGAAAGUCAAAGACCCAGUCAGCGUCCUGGAGACCCCAGCCAGCUGGCCGCCCACUUCUUCAAGAUGCCCUUACUGGGAGUGGAGAGUCCAAGCACACAACCCGUGUCCUCGAGCCGAUGAGGCCCUGCUUAUCUGACUGAACUCGUCGACACUGGAAGAGCAGAUUUAUUUCUGAGUGCGGCUGACAGACUGGCGCUGGAGGCGGAAGUGCACAGCCGGAACGCGACAGGAAGUGACGUGGACAGCUGUCGGUUGCUAGGCUUCAGCCAUGCUUCUCGGCGCGUCGCGAAGCUGCUACAGCGCCUUAGCAGAGUGUAAAAGGCGAAGCGUGUGAUCGACAGCAGGGUCGCCACACCGCGUCUCUCGGGAUGGGACCACCUUUGCCCAUUCUAGGGCUACACUGUCUUGCGCUUCUGCUUGUGGGUUGUUUAGCCGAUGGGAUCACAGAGCGCGCCACCACGAGCACCUACAAUCUGGCCGUAUGCCCCUGUGACCUCACGACUGGAGUGUGUGACAUCAACUGCUGCUGUGACUUGAGCGACUGCGGCCUUAGCAACCCGGAAGGCGUCUUCUCGUCAUGCAGUGCCGGCAGCAAACGAGCUGUGUCAUGGCAGUGUGCAGAGGAGUUUCUAAUUUUCAGUGCCAACACUCCUAGCUUGACCACCCUGCUCAUGGAUGGGCAGACACGGCUUUUCUGUGUCCAGGUCGAUAAUGGCAAGUUAAACUAUGUAGCUUUGCCUCCUACGGCCACACGAGUGUCCGGCUUCCCUUCCUUCUCCAUGCAGGCCUCUCUUCAGACUCCCACUACUGCAGCUUUCUACCGAGCCGGAGAUGUCAUCCUUUCCGUCUUCAGUGUCACCUCAGUGCUUGGCAGAUUUCGUCAGCCAGGACCCAGUGGUACAAGCGGAGCCUGCAACGACUACAAUCCUGCAGUUUUCUUGCAGAGUGGGCAAACAUCCUGUACCCGCAGUGUGACAAGCAGCUCCUGUGAGACAGCCAAUGGACUCAAAGCCAGCACUUUUUAUGCGGAUUUCUUCCUUUUACGGAUACCCAGCCCCUCACUUGCCAGUGUACAAGCUAUGAAGGUCAACAUACAGCCAGUGUCACAGUGGCCACAGCCAGUUCUCAUUGGGGACGUCUGUAAAAACGUGACAGCCCAGGUCUCCUACAUCUUAAACUUCUCAGCAGCUGGUGAAAUUGUUAGCGCCUCUGUGGAUGUGCAACUGGCAGAUGUGAAGAUAAGCGACAGCAGCAUGGUACAGACCUUUUCAGUACAGUAUCAGCCUUCUACUCCUGCUGCCACUUCUCAGGUGAAGCUGGGCCUUGUCCCUGGUGAACCAGUGACCGGACAGUUUGCUGGCCGAGCAAAUCCAAUUUUGGUGCCUAGUGGACUGCCGGACGGAGUCUGCUCUCUUUCCUCAAGAAGACCUCUACUGUUCAAGGAAAACCUGCUGACAAGCUGCUUACUGAAUUUGGUGGCCCAGGACUGUCAACAACUGAAUACUCAGGCCUACGCCUUCCUGAGAGGCAGCAGCACUCCAGAGUUUGUAGCAAUGACGCGUGGUGCACAAAUGGCCUCCGACUGGACCAGAGUCGUCGUCAGUGACUGUGCUCCCCAGCAGGGGAACCAGAGCUGUGCAACUGGAUGUUGGAUACCCACUUCUAUGUCAUACCAGCUGCUGUGGGCUCAGCGGGGAUUAGUGAGCCACCCACAGAACCAGAUCACUGGGGUCAAAGUCACUUUCAGCUGUGAAACGUUGCAGGUGAGCCGACUAAGAAGCUGUUUAUCUCAAAAUGUGCCAUUGCCAGUACCAAACCAGCGGGGCAUCUGUCCACCACAACAUCGCCAGCAUUUCUUUACUUCAGGCCGCCAUACUCACUCAUCCAGAUGGCUCCUCAAGUUUUUCAAUUACUGUAACCCUUCCUUUGUUUCAGUGUUCUUCUAAACCUCACCUCACAGUAGAUGUGACAUUUGUGGAAACCACGGUUUAUCCAGAAGCACCACGGGGACGCCCCACACUGGACUGGAAGCUGCCUUUUGACUUCUU